This is a messenger RNA of Eurytemora carolleeae, 1402 nucleotides long. RefSeq lists its product as uncharacterized. The transcript has 6 exons. Bases 98 to 1357 code for a protein of 419 amino acids. The record is from RefSeq and is a predicted model, not a curated record. Lineage: Eukaryota; Metazoa; Arthropoda; Copepoda; Calanoida; Temoridae.
AGCUGUGAAAAUCCGCAAAAUUACUGUAUUUCAAAAUGCCAUUGAUGAAUAUUGAAUACUGAGACGUCAAACUUCUGGAAAAUGAGAGAGAUACGCUAUGGAAAAUGGAAAUACAAAAUCGUCAUUGCGAGAAUUAAUCGAGAUUGACAUGGCGCGCCAACUUGGAAAACCCAUCAAGAUAAAACGAUUCUGGACAUGGCUAAUAAUAGAUUUUUUCUUCAUACAGCUGAUUGUUGGACCGUUCACGGUUUCUGUGUGGUGUGCUGGGUGGCAACUUUACGACACAUUUUUCUUCUGGAUCGCUCGUAGCUUGCUAAGCUCUGGUAACUCUACAAACGAAAGUGAUACAUUUGAAAGUUCUCCGGAAUACAUAAUCCAGGCAAUCAUUUGCUUGGUGAUCGGUACUGUCAGUAGUAUUUUGCUUGUGGUAUUCAGCCAAAACCUAGAAGAUUUUGCUGCAAGGACCGGUAAAGAUGUAUACUUUUUAGUCUCAAGAUUGUUUUCAGUAUUAAGAUUUUUUACAACCUUGCUCUACUGGAAAGGAUCUUUUGAUCUGUUGUACUCUGUGGAUAUUUGGGAAACCUCGGUCAUAACUCUUUCCCUCGCCUUUGUUGUGCUCAAAAGCUGUGGUUGUUUUAAAACUGCUGCAGUAACACCGCCCUUAGGCGUUUUUCUAGACUCCACUAGGAAUUAUGUUCAAAUCGAUUCCUUUCUUGAAAGUAAAAGAACAGAUUCUUGGAAAAACAGAUGCCUGGACGGGUUGGUCACAACACUUUUGGAAAUAAUUGCAGCGGUCUGUACCUACGCAACUUGGACGAUCCUGGAUCAUUUGUUUGAUGUUCUGGGUUUUCCAUUCUCUGUCAUCCUGUACAAUCAUCUGAUAUCUAUUCUCCUGGCUCAUCUCCUCUCCGCUCUCAUAUUCGUUCUACAGUUCAAAUAUCUCAGGUUUCAUGCUGAGAGUACUUCUUGGUUUCUCAAGGAGAUUUUCUUUACUUUACUCCUGUUUUUGUCCCUUCUGUCUACAACAUCAUAUAUCAGAGGAUGGUGGCAUAUAUUCGGAUUAUUAUUUGUCAAUGGAUAUCCGCACUACCUUGAGUUCUUCUUCUUAUUCAUCAGUUUUGCAGGAAUACUAGCUCUAGGUAUAUCAUCAUACAACCACUCCGGUAUAUCCAGGGAGUCCAGGAGAGAGGAGGAGGGAAUACUCUUCCCGUUCUUCUACUUCUCAUACUAUCUCAGGGAGAAGCAUCAGGAGCAGGUUGAACACAAUAACAGAGUUCUGGAUUCAGUUGUAGAUGAUCUUGUUUUUUGUCUGGAACCCUUGAACAAUGCUGACAGGGAUGAUGGAAGUUCUCAAUAAAUAACUUAAUGUUCAAAUAGUUCGAAUAAAGAUUAGUAUACGAUA